CCUAUGAGUGAAAGGCAUUGAGUAAUUUCACUGCUACCCCUCCCUGCCAGUAUCAAUCAGCGGGGACGCAAAGUGGAUAACCCUGAGCUUUACAUCAGCACCUCGGAGUGCUGCCGGCAGUAAACAGUUUCUCGCAUUGUUCCGCCGUCUCAGUAGAAUUCUACUGAACGUGACGGAAGUCGCAGGGCACCAGAUAUAAAUGAAGUUGGAGGCUGGAACAACUCACAGGACUUUAGAGCAAGCUGACAAACACAUAUAUAUAUCGAGAAACCGACUCUACCUCUUCACAGUCACAUUAUCCUCUCCAGCUGAUGAUGCCACAUGCUGUACAUGGCUGUAACUAAUGAAUGUAUGCUUUCCUAAGUGGAUACAAAGAUUUUGAAACCUUACCUAAUUGAGAACCUACCACUUCGCUGCGCGAUUUUUUUCAUUGAACGACAUGGGAACAGUAAAAAGAAAAUGCGUUUAUGGCAUGAGGACCAUCAGCUAAAUGAAGACUUGAGUUCUCUUAUAACAUGGGAUGGAUGUCAGCUGCAAUCUCAGUUCUUGCUCCCCAGCAGCCAGUAUGCAAGAGGCAGAGCAGAGCGACCUGCUUGGGAUGUUUCCACUCUUCCUAGAGGAGCGACUGCUGAACAGAAGCAACGAGUCGCUGCAGGACUUUAUCAAAGGGUUCAACCUGGAGAAAUCCGACAUAAUAGGGGACAGCUCGGCUAUCGUGAGGAUCAUUAUCUCGAUCGUGUAUUCGGUGGUGUGUGCACUGGGGCUAGUGGGCAAUGUGCUCGUGCUGUACCUGAUGAAGACCAAGCAAGGAUGGAAGAAAUCCUCCAUCAACCUCUUUGUGACGAGUUUAGCGAUCACCGACUUUCAGUUUGUGUUGACUUUGCCUUUCUGGGCGGUGGAGAACGCGUUGGACUUCAGUUGGCUUUUUGGGAAAGCCAUGUGCAAAAUAGUGUCCUAUGUGACAGCCAUGAACAUGUAUGCCAGUGUUUUCUUCCUGACAGCCAUGAGUGUGGCCAGGUACUAUUCUGUCGCAUCUGCGCUUAAGGUCAAAAGGAGACCUAUCGGCUGCUCUGCUAAGUGGGUGAGUGUUCUCAUCUGGGUCUGCGCGAUAGUCGCGUCUUUGCCCAACGCUAUCUUCUCCACCACUGCGACUGUCUCUAGCGAAGUUCUUUGCCUGGUGAAGUUCCCUGUCAACAACGGCAAUGCUCAGUUUUGGCUUGGGAUGUACCAUGCCCAAAAGGUCCUCUUAGGCUUUCUGAUCCCUCUGUUCAUUAUAACUAUGUGUUACCUGCUGCUGGUUCGUUUCAUUACGGACCGAAACGUGAGCAGCUCCAGCACCAAACGGAGAUCCAAAGUCACCAAAUCUGUGACCAUUGUGGUGCUCUCCUUUUUUCUCUGCUGGCUUCCCAACCAAGCCCUGACUACCUGGGGGAUUUUAAUAAAACUGAACAUAGUCCAGUUUAGCUAUGAGUAUUUUACUACUCAAGCCUACAUAUUCCCCAUCACUGUAUGUCUGGCUCACUCCAACAGUUGCCUCAACCCCAUCCUCUACUGCCUGAUGCGCAGGGAGUUCAGAAAAGCCCUGAAAAACCUCUUCUGGAAAAUCGCAUCACCUUCCCUGACCAACAUGAGACCCUUCACUGCCACCACUAAACCAGAGCAGGAUGAUCACGCCCAUGGUGAGGGACAUGGACCGUAUGCUGGUUUCCGUUGUCCAGUGCACUGAUGCAAAUACUUGUGAGCACCAGGGUGGUAUCUCUCAAACGAAAUAAAACUUUUAGUCUCA
This is a messenger RNA of Xenopus laevis (African clawed frog), 1786 nucleotides long. RefSeq names its product relaxin family peptide receptor 3 S homeolog (gene rxfp3.S). The transcript has 2 exons. Lineage: Eukaryota; Metazoa; Chordata; Amphibia; Anura; Pipidae. The record is from RefSeq and is a predicted model, not a curated record. Bases 521 to 1726 code for a protein of 401 amino acids.